Dermatophagoides farinae (American house dust mite) is the source of this 2701-nucleotide messenger RNA. RefSeq lists its product as uncharacterized. Gene Ontology annotation, molecular function: stretch-activated, monoatomic cation-selective, calcium channel activity; protein binding. Gene Ontology annotation, cellular component: plasma membrane. The record is from RefSeq and is a predicted model, not a curated record. Gene Ontology annotation, biological process: calcium ion import across plasma membrane. NCBI's taxonomy places the organism in Eukaryota, Metazoa, Arthropoda, Arachnida, Sarcoptiformes, Pyroglyphidae.
AUAAUGAAUGAAUUCUGGUUUUACUGGUCAUCAAUGUUGAUCAUUAUUAUUGAACCAAUUAAAUCGACAACAGUAGUAUCGAAUGGUAAUGAUUUAAUACAAACAAAUGAAUGGCCAUUAAGAUUUCAUCAUAGUCCAUGGUUACAUAAAGAAUUUAUUGUUCGUGAUCAAUCAAAAAUCAAUGAUCAAUAUCAAGAAAAUGUUGAUGAUUUCGAUGUUGAUUUAGAUACAAAUAUCUAUUAUGAUACUGAUCAAUAUCAUCAUCAUCAUCAUCAUCCUCAACAACAACAACAUGACCAAUAUUAUACACGUGAUGAUCAAAAAGAAAAAAUUGAUACAUGUGAUGAUCCAGAUGGCGAUGGAUGUAAUCGCUGUUUUCAACCAUCCAUACAUUGUGAACGUAAAUUGAAAUUAAAAAAACAAUUACUUGCUGAACAUAUACCAGGCGCAAGUUUAACUGUUGAUGAAUUGAUGAGUAUAUCACGUGUAGAAACAAUGACUAAAGAAGAAAAUCGUAAAACAAUGACAUUUCAACGUUGUUUAUAUUUAAAUGAAUCAUUGAUUGAUGAAAUGUGUCAUACUGAUCGUCGAACAAUGCGUAAAGAUUUAUUGGAAAAUCUUCAUCUACGAUCAUGUCGUCGUUUUUUAGUCGAACGUAGCCUAAGUAAACAUCUUUAUUCAUUAGUUAUAAAUUCUACUGAUUGUUCUCGAAUAUUGAAAGAAUUACUUGUAUUAGAUAAUCUUGUUGAAGAUUUAGCAUGUGAAUAUGAAUCCAUUUUACAUCGUUAUGAUUGUCAAGCUAAAUGGUCAGUUGUAUGGACAUGUCGUGAUUGUAAAUUAGCAUAUAGAGAUUGGCUUUGUUCAGUUAUCAUACCAUACCAUCUGAAUGGUAAUCUUAUUAAACCAUGUCAAAGUGUUUGUGAACAAGUACAACAAAAAUGUCCACAUCUUCAUCCAUAUGGCAAAGGUCAAUAUGCUGGUGAACCGGUAUUUCUUUGUAUUGAUCCAAAUAUUCCAUUCAACAAGAAAAUAACACCGAACAUACCGUUUGGUGAUGAAGGUCAAUGCUAUAAUCCAUGUGAUCUAGAACCAUGUUUUAAUGAUGAAAAUGAAGCACCGGUACUUGAUUGUCCACAUGCUAAAUUAUCCACACGAUUAUUAUCAACAGAUAAUGAUGAUGAUCUGGAAUUUAUUGAUCAAUUUAACGAAACAUCCAUUUUAGAUUAUAGUGCCGAACAAUUCAAUACAGAUGAUUCAUUAUUAUCAUUAGAUAUGGAUAUGAUUGAUAAUAAUGAUGAUAUAAUUGAUGAUAAUAAUAAUAAUCUGGAUGGUCAACAAACAACAGAAUUUUCAAUAUUGCCAACAACACCUAGUGAAGAAAUUGAUUUGGGUGAAAAUUUUUUUGAUGAUGAUAAAAUGAUAAUAAUGACCGGUAAUUCAGAUUCACAAACAAUGAAAUCGGCAACGACAACAACGAUGACAACAAAAGCAACAACAAUUUUACCAAAUGAUGGUCAACAAUGGAUUGAUGAAGAUGAUUAUAUUUUAACAUCCAUACAACACGAUGAACCUUUAUCAUCGUCGUCGAAAUCGUCGAAAUCAAAAUCAAUAAAUAACCAAUUAACACAAUCAUUUCAAUUUAUUGAUGUUGAACAACAAGCAGCUGCAGCUGCAUCAAUCAUUGCAGCUGAAAUGAUUGGACAUUUUCAUUCAUCAUCAUCAUCAUCACAAAAUGUACCAGAAAAAUCAUCCGAAAUUGUACAAAAUCAUGAUAAACAAAUUCAAUUCGAGAAUCAAAAAAAGAUAAAUUUACCGUCUCAAUCAACAUUGGAAAAUCAACAAUCACCAAAACAACAAGAAGAAGAACAACAACAAGAAGUACAAACAUUACCACCACCACCAUCAUCAUCAUCAUCAAAUCUAAUGGAUAAAACAAUAGAAUUAUCAAUUACAACAAAUCCAUCAACAAUUGAUCCACAAACCUAUGUACAGGAAAUGUAUCGUGAAGCAUUAUCCAUAUCAACUACAAAUGAUCCAUUUGAUUCUGUUGGUAGUAAUGGCGGUGGUGUUGGUUUGAAUGAACAACAAUUAAAUGAUGAGCUUAAUAUCGUUGUCAAAGAUUUUCUUGAAUCAAAUAUAGUAAAAUUGAUUGAUGAUGGUAAUGAACAUUGGUCAAAAUCAUCAUCCACUUCUAAAAUGACGGCAAUACCAACAACGGAAUCGUCAACAACGACAACGACAACAACAACAACAUCAUCAUCAUCCUCAAUCAUUAGUGAAACACUGCCACCAACUGGAACUGAAUCAUCAGUCGAUAAUAAUGAUAAUAACGAUGUUCAUCAACAACAACGAAACAAAAACAACAACAACAACAAUCAUCUGAUACAAAUCAAAUUCAAAUGAUGAAUGGUAGUAGAAAAAAUGGUGAAACAAAUUCUGGUAAUCGUCUUUAUAGACAUUAUAAUAGCCGAAAUAAGGAUAAAAAUUCCAAACCAGACAAUAUACCAGAUAAAAUACAAAUAAAAGAUCAAAAACAAAUUGGAAAAAAUUCACAACGGUCACCAAGAGCAGCAGCAGCAGCAGCAAUCGAAAGAAAUUCUGGAUCAUCUUUAUUAUACAUUACAAGCCAUUCAAAUGUAUUCAACAUGAUUUUCAUCAUCAUUAUUUAUUAUGCAUUAUAUAUGUAGAUUUAUUAUUUUGA